AUGGCCGUCGUAAGCCAAAGCUUGGACACUGGAUGGAGCUGGAAGCAGCGCAGCGAGGACACGAAUGAACCAAUGCUCGAUGAGCUUACCUCGAGCGAGUGGACAACAGCCCACGCGUUUCCCUCGGAGGUCCAUGUUGAGCUUCUCAAGGCUGGGAAGAUACCCGAUCCGUAUGUGGGGUUCAACGAGCACAGGGAAUGGCUCUACCGCACAACGUUUGAGUACGAGGCUACAGCACUCUCCAACUCUCUGAUCGAGUUCGAAGGGCUCGAUACGUUCUGCGACGUCUACCUGAACUCCCAACUCAUCCUGUCAGCCGACAACCAAUUCCGCACUUGGCAAGCGCCCGUUGAGCCCGUCGUUGGACAAAAUGUCCUUUUCUUGUACUUCAAGUCGGCAAAGCACAUCGCGAAGGAUCUAGAGGCUCAAUAUGGCAUUGUCCGCGCCGGGUCUGUCAAUCUCGGCGAUCCAAGCAGAGUGUACGUCCGGAAGGCGCAGUACGAUUGGCGGUGGGACUGGGGGCCGGAGCUGAUGACAUGCGGUCCGUACCGCCCCAUCACGCUCAUCUCGUACACCACUCGUAUCAAGAAUGUCUAUGCUCGCGCAUAUACCCAGCUUGUCGCUUCACCGAAUGCCUCCGAGCCGACGCAAUUUGUAUAUCCUGCGUCACUCAUUGUCGACAUCUCCCUUCAGGGCCUGGCGAAUUCCUCCAAAGCGCCUCGCGCGCGGGUCACGCUCAAGGACGCAGUACAAGGUGGGGUUAUUAGGCAAGACGUCGUGUCGCUCACGAAGCGCGAGAGCAUGCGGCCCAGGUCCGACGGCGAGAAUGACGAGGACGCAUUCGUGUUUGUUGAAGCCCUCACAUGGUCAUUUGAUACAUCCUCGUCAGAUAUGGGGGUAGGGAAGGUCGAGCUGUGGUGGCCUGUGGGGUAUGGCAAGCAGAAUCUGUACGAUGUUCAGGUGGAGCUGCUUGAUGGGGCGGAUGCAACGUCCACCACCAUCUUCGACACAAACACUCAGCGCGUUGGCUUUCGUAGCGUCAAGCUUGUCCAAGAGUCCAUCGAGGAGCCCGACAUACACGGCAAGGGCACGACGUUCUUAUUUGAGGUGAACGGGGUGCGCAUGUUCUUAGGAGCAGGAUCAAACUGGAUCCCAGGCGACAACUUCCUCACCAUGUUAACUCCCGGUCGAUACCGCGACUGGCUGACCUUAGCGCGCGAUGGCGGGCAGAAUGUUAUCCGGCUCUGGGGUGGCGGGGUAUACGAGCCCGAUGUAUUCUAUGACGUGUGUGAUGAACUAGGGCUGCUGGUGUGGCAAGAUUUUCAGUUCGCAUGUGGCGUCUAUCCCGCACACAAUGAGUUCGUGAGCAGCGUCCGUGCUGAGGCGAUCGACAAUAUCGUCCGCCUGAGGCACCACCCGUGUAUUGCGCUACUGUGCGGGAACAACGAGGAUUAUCAGCAGGUGUUGCAGUGGGGUGACGUCCCGGACCUCCCCGCGCGCAAGAUCUACGAACACCUGCUCCCAUCGCUUGUCUCGUCCCUUACGUCUCCGGAGAUCCCAUACCACCGUGGAUCGCCAUGCGGCGGAGAAGGCUGGGACACAGCGGAUCCGACGGUGGGCGACGUACAUCAGUGGAACAUUUGGGCCGGGGAGAAGCCGUGGCAUGAUUACGAUCGGAUGGGCGGGCGAUUUGUCAGUGAGUUCGGCGUCCCAUCCUUCCCAUGCAUGCGCACGAUCGAAUACUGGCUUGACUCGGCGGACGUUCCAAAGAGCCAACGCUACGCGCAGAGCAAGGCGAUGGCGCAGCACUGCAAGGCUGGGUCGUAUGAGCGAAGGUUUGCGGUGUUGAUGAAUGAGCUGCUGAGGCUUACGGGGGACCUUGAGACGCAUGUAUACAACACGCAGUUGCUGCAAUCCGAGGCGAUGGGGUUUGCAUAUAGGGAGUGGAGGAGGGCGUGGCGCGGACCCGGAAAGCAAUACACUGCAGGUGCCAUCGUAUGGCAGUUGAAUGACAGUUGGCCUGUCAUGUCGUGGGCUAUAGUUGACUAUUUCCUGCGUCCCAAGCCGGCGUACUAUACUAUUUCCAGAGAGCUCAAGCCCAUCGUGAUCGGCAUAUCCCGUACUGUAACGAAGAACAGGCAGUGCGACAGGCCUCGGCAGUUCUACGAGUUCGGCGCGUUCCAGAGCACAGGCGCGACACUGGACAUCUGGGGCGCAAACAGCACCCUCUCAUCGCGCACUCUGAGUCUCGAAAUCCGCUAUUUCGACCUAGAGUCUGAUUGGACGCACAGCGAGUCUAUGCGGAACAUCGCUCUUGCGCCGAACCAGUCUACCGAAUUCCUUACGUCCGUACCCUGCCAUGGCCCGCCCGCUUCUUCGAAGACGGCAUCGCAGUUGCCAAAUCCAGAGGCGACUACAACCUACUCCGUCGUCGUCACAGCCAUUCUCCGAGAUCCCGACAUCGGCAAAUUUGUUGCGCGUGCCGUGGACUGGCCGCAACCGUACAAGUUCCUUGACCCUCCCGAGCCCGGGCUGAGUCUACGUGUGGAGGAUGACGGCGAGACUGUGCAUGCCACUGUGGUCCGGCCCGUUAAGGGGCUGGUACUCGGCGUGGAUGAUCCUGAGAGGGGUGAUGAUGGGGUGAAAUGGAGCGAUAAUAUGCUGGACGUGGUGCCUGGGGAUGAACAGGUCGUUGUUGCUAGUGGUCUUGGUGGAAGGGGUAUCAGGGCUGCGUGGUUGGGCAAGGAAAGGGCGGAGGUAUGUGAGGUGAGGAGAGUGUGA
Coniophora puteana RWD-64-598 SS2 is the source of this 2781-nucleotide messenger RNA. Its product is annotated as glycoside hydrolase family 2 protein. Gene Ontology annotation, biological process: carbohydrate metabolic process; glycoprotein catabolic process. The record is from RefSeq and is a predicted model, not a curated record. Gene Ontology annotation, molecular function: beta-mannosidase activity. Lineage: Eukaryota; Fungi; Basidiomycota; Agaricomycetes; Boletales; Coniophoraceae. The coding region runs from base 1 to 2781 and encodes 926 amino acids. The transcript has 13 exons.